AUGCUAUUUAUUGCGCCAUCGCUGGGCUUGACAGCCGUGCUGAUCGGAGCGGUCUUACCCUCACUGCUUCUCAUCUAUGGCUUCACCAGGUUCUACGCGGCACGCGCAAAGUUUCUGCGCCUGCAAAAGGCCGGCUCGGAAGUUCCAUCCGGCUACAGUUUUCUCUGGGGCCAUUUGGGUCUCAUAGCGUCUUUGAAAAGCCAACAUCCGCCUGACGCAAUAACCGAUGUUGCCGUAGCCCAGCUAGCCAGAGACUUUCCGGGCGGACUAUUCUACCUCGACUUCUGGCCCUUCAGCUACGGCCACCUCGUUAUAGCGAGUGGGCAGGUGGCCGCGCAAAUGGAGAAGCACGAAGUUGAUCUGCCGCAUGGAGAUGACAUCGAUAAACCGCUGGAUGUCAUGUGCGGAGGGCGGAGUCUGGUGACCAUGAGCGGGGACGUCUGGAGACAGUGGCGGAAACUGUUCAACUCGAGUUUUAGCGAGAGAAAUAUGCUGGAGAUGGCGGCGGGGAUUGCGCGGGAGGUCGAGAUGUUUUGUGGGAAGUUGAGGGAAAGGGCAGGGAGUGGCGAGGUGUUUGAAUUGGAGCAGUUGACGGCGGAUUUGACCAUGGAUGUUAUUGGGAGUAUGGCGCUUGGCACCCGCCUCUGUCACCAGCACAAGGAGAAUCCACUCGCAGCCGACCUUCGCACCCAAGCGGACUGGAUAGCCUUCAAUCCCAUCAUGGGCCCCUGGAAGCGCUGGAGAGCGAUGUGGUCGCCCUCUUUCCGCCAACGCAAUCGUCGAAUCCGCGACUACGUUGGUAAAGAGCUCGACAAGCGCUUCGCCGAGCUGCAAGACCCCACCUCCAGCACACGCAGCUCAAAGUCCAUCAUCUCGCACGCUCUGGCCAACUACCUCGAAACGACGACGUCCAGAGCAACCAACAACGAAAAGCCAGUCCCACUCGAACCAACCUUCAGAAAAACCCUCACCUCGCAAACCCUCCUCUUCCUCACCGGCGGCCACGAAACAACAAGCACAACCCUAAUCUUCAUCUACCACAACCUCUCCACCUCCCCCACCUCCCUCUCCCGCCUGCGCGCCGAACACACCGCCGUCUUCGGCCCCUGCACCUCCCCCUCCCACAUCCUCUCCCUCCUCGCCUCCUCGCCCGAGCUCCUGAGCCAGCUCCCUUUCACCCUCGCCGUCAUCCGCGAGACGCUGCGCUUGUAUCCGCCCGCCGGCGGCAUCCGCGUCGGCAGCCCGUUGGUCAAUCUGGUCGACGACAACGGGAAGGUGUUUCCGACGGCCGGGCUGAAGAUCUGGACGAACCAUCUGGCGAUCCAUCGCAAUCCAAGGGACUGGAAGGAUCCGCAUCGGUUUUGGCCGGAAAGGUGGUUGGCGAGGGAGGGAGAGGCGGAGAUUGAGAUGGCGCCGAAGAAGGGCGCUUGGAGGCCUUUUGAGUGGGGGCCCAGGAGCUGUCUCGGACAAACGCUCGCAAUGAUGGAGUUGCGCAUCGUGCUAUUAAUGACAGCCCGCGAGUUCGAUAUCAAGCCCGCGUACGCAGAAGACGCCGAGAGGGUGUGGGGUUCGCAGGCGUAUAUGACUGCGGGGAAGGGCGUGGGCGCGAAGCCGAAUGCCGGGUAUCCAUGCACGGUGGGAUUUGCGUCGAAGGGGGAUGGGAGGAGCGGAUGA
Trematosphaeria pertusa is the source of this 1674-nucleotide messenger RNA. Its product is annotated as cytochrome P450 monooxygenase. Lineage: Eukaryota; Fungi; Ascomycota; Dothideomycetes; Pleosporales; Trematosphaeriaceae. Gene Ontology annotation, molecular function: monooxygenase activity; oxidoreductase activity, acting on paired donors, with incorporation or reduction of molecular oxygen; heme binding. Bases 1 to 1674 code for a protein of 557 amino acids. The transcript has 4 exons. The record is from RefSeq and is a predicted model, not a curated record.